Sungouiella intermedia is the source of this 1311-nucleotide messenger RNA. NCBI's taxonomy places the organism in Eukaryota, Fungi, Ascomycota, Pichiomycetes, Serinales, Metschnikowiaceae. The record is from the annotation of a GenBank genome assembly.
AUGGAAUCCCAAUUGAAAGCGUCAAAAGUCAUAGGCAUCAUCGGCCUCGGUGACAUGGGUGCCAUGUAUGCCGAGAGGUUCUCCCGGGACGGAUGGAAGGUCAUAGGAAGCGACAGAGAAGACAAGUAUGAGGAAACCAAGAUCAAAUUCAAAGAUAGCCUUUUCCAGGUAUUGCCUUCGGGCCACCACGUCUCACGUAUGGCUGACUAUAUCAUGUACAGUGUGGAGGCAGAAAACAUUCGUAAGAUUGUUUCCACUUACGGUCCCUCUACGAAGGUUGGCGCCAUAGUUGGGGGCCAGACAUCUUGUAAAGCGCCAGAAAUUCAGGCCUUCGAAGACUUUGUGCCCUCAGAUGUAGAGAUCAUCUCGUUGCAUUCACUUCACGGACCAAAAGUUGAUCCUACAGGCCAACCAUUGGUGUUCAUUCAACAUAGGGCAUCCGACGAAAGUGCUCAAUUUGUCCAGACUUUGGUUUCAUGCCUCAAGUCGAAGGUUGUGUCAUUGUCGGCGACUGAACAUGACAAGAUCACCGCAGAUACACAGGCAGUAACUCAUGCGGCGUUUUUGUCCAUGGGGCUGGCUUGGAAACUGAGUAACCAAUACCCUUGGGAAACACCCAAGUGGAUCGGAGGCAUGGAGAAUGCCAAAAUCAACAUCUCGCUCCGUAUCUACGCCAACAAAUGGCACGUCUACGCGGGCUUGGCAAUCACUAACCCGUCUGCUCACGGCCAGGUGCUUCAGUAUGCGGCGUCUGCCACGGAACUAUUCACAUUGAUGAUCCAAGGGAGAAAGCAGGAACUCAAGGAUAGGUUGUAUGCGGCUAAACAAUUUGUCUUCUCUCAUAAUCCAGACCACGAGUCUCUUUUGCUUGACGACACUAUCUUGGAGCAAUUUUCCUUGAGUAAAGUACCUCCCGAAGGUAAACAACCUAACUCUCAUUUGUCUCUUCUAGCCAUUGUGGAUAGUUGGCACAAAUUGGGAAUUAUUCCUUACGACCACAUGAUUUGCUCCACGCCACUUUUCCGUAUCUUUUUGGGUGUCACCGAGUAUUUGUUUUGUUCGCCAGGAUUGUUGGACGGAUGUAUAGACGUUGCAGUCAGCGAUCCAUCAUUCCGCCAUGACGAUUUGGAAUUCACAUUUGCUGCCCGCAGAUGGGCAGAAAUAAUUCAAAGGGGUGACUAUGCGAUGUACGAGUCUACGUUUGAAGAUACGCAGAAGUUCUUCCUGCGCAAGUUUGCCGAAGCAAACGAGAUCGGAAAUGCCAUGAUCAAGACCAUCUUGCAGAGGGUGAAGGAGCGUGGAGAAGAGUAA